AAUCCCGUAACUUUGAUAGAGAUUUUUUUGGGGGGUCCAGUGUUUUGUUCGGUUGUAGUGCUUUUAUACAGAUGAUGUGUUCGAGUUCGAGAUCAGCACAACCUUUAGAAAUAAGGUGAAUAUUUAAUAAGUAAAUUAAACAAUGUGAGUAUAAAGCCUCGGGGUGUAUUACACUGUUUAAUGAGCAAAAACAGAUCAAAGCACAUUGAGCGGGAAACCCUCCGCUUGUUUAAAAAGAUGGAGCGCGCAGUCAUUGGCUAGCAGUCAUAAGCACAUGUCACAGAUCAGCCAAUCACAAGCCUCGGCACCCUCCCGACACUGUUAGCUCAUGGCCGUGCAAUGCUUUAAAAACAGGCGUAUAACAUGGUCGCAUUUCUAGAAGAAGCAAGACCAAGAGAAAAGUAGAUAGCAGCAAUGGCAAGGACCAAGCAGACUGCUCGUAAAUCCACCGGUGGUAAAGCCCCGAGGAAGCAGCUCGCUACCAAAGCCGCUCGUAAGAGCGCUCCGGCCACCGGUGGCGUCAAGAAGCCCCAUCGUUACAGGCCCGGGACCGUGGCUCUCCGAGAGAUCCGCCGUUAUCAGAAGUCCACCGAGCUGCUGAUCCGUAAACUGCCCUUCCAGCGGCUGGUGAGAGAAAUCGCUCAGGAUUUCAAGACAGAUCUGCGCUUCCAGAGCUCCGCUGUCAUGGCCCUGCAGGAGGCCAGCGAGGCUUAUUUGGUCGGUCUGUUUGAGGACACCAACCUGUGCGCCAUCCACGCCAAGAGGGUCACCAUCAUGCCCAAGGACAUUCAGCUGGCCCGCCGCAUCCGCGGAGAGCGUGCCUAAACUCGCAUCAGCCACAUCAAACCCCAAAGGCUCUUUCAAGAGCCACUAAAAUUACACUGAACGAGGGAAUUUCCAGCUUAACACUUAACUAGUGUUAAUGCAACUCUAAACUCCUAUUAAGUCUUUCUCUUCAUCCUAAAUUACCAUUACUCUUUAGUAAUAAUGAAGAAAAAAUAAAGUAAACAAAGUAUC
Molecule: messenger RNA, 1017 nt
Organism: Ctenopharyngodon idella (grass carp)
Lineage: Eukaryota; Metazoa; Chordata; Actinopteri; Cypriniformes; Xenocyprididae
Product: histone H3
Exons: 1
Coding region: 415-825 (136 amino acids)
Cellular component (GO): nucleosome
Molecular function (GO): structural constituent of chromatin; protein heterodimerization activity; DNA binding
Source: RefSeq, a predicted model, not a curated record